AUUCGCGGGAGAGCGAGGGAAACCUGAGCCGGCCGCCCCGCCCUGGGAACCCGACGCCCCAAAGCCUGGGAUUAGGGGCUUGGAGGCUGGCCCCACGCUCUGGCCAGGUGUGCGGGACUCGACCAGGUGCGCGGCCGCCCCGCCCCAGGCCCCGGGAGCCCUACGUAAUGGCUGAGAGCCGGGGACCAGGCUGCGGCGGGGGCCCAGGCAGCGCUCUGAGGCGGGCCACGCCACCAGCUGUCUGGCUCCCCCAGGACGGUCUGCGGGGGCCCGGGGCGGGGCGGGUGGCAGGUGCAGACACCGGAGCCGCGCCGGGGGACGGGUCCUCCUGGGACAAUUGGCAUCGGCCUGCUCCCUCAAACUCCCGCGCUGGGGCGGCCGACCUGCGCCGUGCCCUCCGGGACGCAGGGGGCGCUGUCGGCGCGCUGCGGUGGGCUCCGCCACGACCCCGCUGACCCAGCGCCGGCCUCCCUGCUUGCCGGUCCGACAUGGUCGCCGCGUUCGUGCUUCCCGGCCUGUGCCGAGCGCGGGCAGUGCUACGCUGUUCUCCUGCCGAGCUGCUGAGGGCCCCACGGCGAGGGCAUCGGCUCACGCCGGCGGACGACGAGCUGUACCAGCGGACGCGCAUCUCCCUGCUGCAGCGCGAGUCCCCGCAGUCCAUGUAUAUCGACAGCUACAGCAGCCGCGGCUUCACGGUCAAUGGAAAUCGCGUGCUUGGGCCCUGCGCGCUGCUCCCGCACUCCGUGGUGCAGUGGAACGUAGGAACUCACCGGGACAUCACCGAAGAAAGCUUCUCCCUCUUCUGGUUGCUGGAGCCCCAGAUAGGGAUCGUUGUGGUGGGCACCGGAGCCCGGACUGAACGGCUGCAGCCCCAGGUGCUGCAAGCCCUGCGGCAGCGGGGCAUCGCCGUGGAAGUGCAGGACACGCCCAAUGCCUGUGCCACUUUCAACUUCCUGUGUCAUGAAGGCCGAGUAACAGGAGCUGCUCUUAUCCCUCCACCCGGAGGGACUGUGCUCACAGGCUGCGGAAGGAACCACCAGGAACUGAGCUCACCUGUCCAGGAAGGCGCUGGCACUUCGCGCAGUGCAGGGGUUUCCAGCGCUUUCAUUAGCCCUUCCCCUUUGGCACUGUAACACUUGUCUUUCUUGCCAGCAAAUUAAUAAUUUAAUCCACCUUU
This is a messenger RNA of Mirounga angustirostris (Northern elephant seal), 1177 nucleotides long. RefSeq names its product NADH:ubiquinone oxidoreductase complex assembly factor 3 (gene NDUFAF3). The transcript is spliced from 5 exons. Bases 489 to 1133 code for a protein of 214 amino acids. Gene Ontology annotation, cellular component: mitochondrial inner membrane. Gene Ontology annotation, biological process: mitochondrial respiratory chain complex I assembly. NCBI's taxonomy places the organism in Eukaryota, Metazoa, Chordata, Mammalia, Carnivora, Phocidae. The record is from RefSeq and is a predicted model, not a curated record.